AUGGCAGACCGCCUGCACUCCCGUGAAGGGUCUGACACAUCUCUCAACGAAGCAAACAUCGCCUCACCGCGAUCCAGUACCGAAUCCCGCUCUCCCUCCGCACGAAACACACUCCGCAUUUCGCAAAUGACUACCCCGACCCACCAGCACAGGCAAAGCCUGAGCGAGACACUUCGCGGUCCGCCAGGCUCACCGCGUUCUCGCCGACAGCCUUCUCUUCCCCAGUCCGCCAUCCAGAGCCUCAUCGAUAACCCCCCGCCACCCAAGCCCACCGACCCUGCUUUCAUUGGUCGUGACUGGAGAGAUAUAUCAAUUGGCGAGCUGGUCAACUCCGAGGAAUUGAAAUUUGUGGAGCUUGAUACUGGGAUCGAAGAGGCAACCAAUAUCCUGAUUGAUUCGGAGGCACCAGUACUACUUAUUCGGGAGUCCGUGGAUACUACCUCUGUGGUUGCUACAUUCGAUUAUGCCGACUUGAACUCCUACCUCCUGCUCGCGGCGGGUCUCACGUCGCCCGACGAGGAACACCAAGCGUCCUAUGAGGAACUGGCAAACAAAGCCCAAAAUGGAAUACCGAUUCCGCUGCGAGAUGUCAAGAAGUUUGGCAUGGAAAAAGAGCCGCUCAUAAACUUGCCAGCCUCAGCCAAUCUCAUGACUGCUGUUGAGACUUUCGGUGGAGGGGUUCACCGCGUGGUGGUGGUUGAUGAGACCAAUAAUGACAAGGUGGUUGGAAUAUUCAGUCAGUUCCGGCUGGUCAAGUUCCUCUGGGAAUAUGGUCGAAGCUUUCCUCUCAUUGAAGAGCUCCAUCCACAGGCAAUCAGUGAUCUGCGACUUGGAUCUACUGCUGUGAUAUCUAUCAAUGGUGACAAGCCUUUAUCAGAAGCUUUACACUUGAUGAACAACGAGGGUAUAUCAUCGAUCGUUGUCGUUGAUGGCUACAUGAAUGUGCUUGGCAACAUAUCUACCGCCGAUGUCAAGCUCCUUACUCGAUCUUCCUCACUCCCUCUUUUACAAAACACCUGCACUCACUUCAUCUCCGUCAUUCUGUCUACUCGCGGCUUGAUGGAGGGCAAAGACUCAUUCCCUGUCUUCCACGUCAACCCGGGAUCGACCUUGGCACAUACAGUUGCAAAAAUCGUGGCCACUCGAUCACAUCGACUUUGGGUGACUGAUCCAGUAUCUCCAGCCUCGUCUGGACCACCAACCCCAUCACACUCUUCAGUGCACAUUCCUCUAUCCAGCAGCGCCGGUCAGGCACCAGCGGCAGCACACACCGCGGGCUCACCGCCACCAUCUCCUCUUCCAACGCCCACUGCACAGCCUACUCAUCACAUAUCCCCCUACCUAGCAGCCCCUGUGACACCCUACAAAGCCCCAUCGACAGGCUCCAUCUCAUCAGGCGUGCCUGUCCCGCCAAGCCUCUCACAUUCCAUUCCAUCAGCGGCGCUUGACGGGGCACGGUUGUCAGGCCGUCUUGUGGGAGUCAUCAGCCUGACUGACAUUCUGAAUCUACACGCCCGCGCAACUGGGCUCAAUCCCAACGACCCCGCUGAGUCCCGUAGCCGCCGCCGACGCAGUAGCUCAUCGAGCCAGAACGUUCGACGUAGCGGUGAUAUUGGCCGGGAGCUAUUCAGUCGGGGCCUGUAA
This is a messenger RNA of Penicillium brevicompactum, 1644 nucleotides long. Its product is annotated as CBS domain-containing protein. The transcript has 5 exons. The record is from RefSeq and is a predicted model, not a curated record. Gene Ontology annotation, molecular function: protein serine/threonine phosphatase inhibitor activity. Lineage: Eukaryota; Fungi; Ascomycota; Eurotiomycetes; Eurotiales; Aspergillaceae. Gene Ontology annotation, biological process: cellular response to glucose starvation; regulation of mitotic metaphase/anaphase transition. The coding region runs from base 1 to 1644 and encodes 547 amino acids.